AGUUAAAGCAAAAUAAUGAAUAUUCCUAGUUGGUCAAAUCUCGGGAGAAAGUUUGAAUAUAAUUCCGGCCAAAAUUAAUUAACGUAAUUUAGGCCAAAGUUGAAGUUUUAAUAAGUGAUCAUUUUAAGGUAUUCUUUGCGUAUAUAAACUCCUUGCUUAUAUGUUUAUUUAAAUAAAAAUGCUUACUUACUAUUCGCUUGUCGAUCUGGUGGUUGUGAGCUGGCUCUGGAUAGAAUUUCUUAAAUGGAAUUUUUAUUCAUUGAUUACUGGAACAGAGGUGUUUCGUUGGAUUGUAUUUUCUUUAAUUAAAAUUAUGCAUUUAGGAUCUACAUUCGACAUAGGGGUGGUUCUAUAUUUUUAUUUAACCAAUAACAAAUAUGACGAAGAUGACGAAUUGAAAUUGUUCUAGUUCUGAAUGUACUUGAUAUUCUAGAUUCAAAAGAUGUUACCAGCUUUACAAAAUCAAUUAAUGUGAGUGAAUUUGUGAUUCUUAGAAUUUUUAUGUUUAAUUGUGUGAAAAAAAAAACUAAACUAUCAUAUAUAUGUAUAAAUAUAUAUAUUUUUGGUAAAAUCACAAAAAUGUUAUUAAAAUUUGGUUGAUUCUUUCUUAGAAGAGUUAAGCUUGGUUUAUCUGAUGAACUUAAUAGUUAAGAUUUUAGAGAAACGAUGAUCAAGAAGAUCUGAUAAUCCGUAUUCGAUGAUUCUCAUUGAGUGACCUCAUGAACGCGUAGAUCAAAAGUUUAGAUCAGUAUGUCUAAGUUGUAUAUGGAGUCAGAUUUUUAACGUUGAAACCCCACGUGUUGGGGCAUAACGCCGUAUUGCGGGCCAAAAUCAUGUGAUCGCAAAAUUUUCCUUGGUGCUGGCCAAACUCGAUACCGCGGUGCGUUCUAUUUUUAGCGCAAUACGAUCUCGAUCAAGAUAUUCAAAAUGGAGGUAUACUCAUUAUACUGGUCAAACAAAGAAUUUUAUAAAUAGGGCUUUAAUCAUUUAAGAAAUUUAGCAACUGUUACAACGUUUUUUCGAUCCUAAAAACGAAGUAGCUUUCAAAAAAACUUUUUGGUGAGGAAUAAAACAAGCCACUUUUUUAAACUUGAUAUUAAGACGAAAAAAAUGAUGAAUUAUGACUGAAGAAGUUGAAUUAUUUAUUACCUCAAGAGCUAUCUCCUCGAUUUGAAGAUUCUAAAAAUCUAUUUUAAAUGUUUUUUGACAUGAUAAAAAAGGACAUAAUUACAUUGUUAAAAUUCAACACAAAGGACUCAGUUUAUUCAUUCAAAGAUUAGAAUAUUAUGUCUCAUGUACUUAUUCUGUUCAAACUUUUUUAAGGUGGCUUCAAAGUGCAGGCCUCUAGUUUAAUCCAAAAUACACUUUACAUUUAAAAAAUUAUUUCAUUUUAACCGAUUAAUAGCAAAUUAUUGAGAACUUAAGCCAGUAAUUCUACCUGCUAUCGUAAAUCAUUAGUGAUAUUUCUUCUAAAGAGAUUUAAUGUAUUAGUUACUGUAUCAUAGCGAUCUUGAAGAGGAAAUAAAUAAAUUUUUUAUACCAAAUCUUUCAUAUAUAUUUGUUGAACUUUCAAAAUUCGGUAAAUAGAGGAAGUCUCCGAUGAAAAUUAGUUAUAAAAAAAAUCGUUAGCAAUGAAGAUGAUGAAGAUGCAAUGCAAUUAUAACUGCUUAAAAUGAAGA
This is a messenger RNA of Rhizophagus irregularis DAOM 181602=DAOM 197198, 1679 nucleotides long. Lineage: Eukaryota; Fungi; Glomeromycota; Glomeromycetes; Glomerales; Glomeraceae. The record is from RefSeq and is a predicted model, not a curated record.